Microdochium trichocladiopsis is the source of this 1754-nucleotide messenger RNA. RefSeq lists its product as uncharacterized. Gene Ontology annotation, molecular function: protein binding. The record is from RefSeq and is a predicted model, not a curated record. The transcript has 2 exons. The coding region runs from base 164 to 1294 and encodes 376 amino acids. Lineage: Eukaryota; Fungi; Ascomycota; Sordariomycetes; Xylariales; Microdochiaceae.
CGAGUAAGCCCCAACGCCACAUCUGCGCGAGAUGCCAGGGGAUGCCAGGCACCAAUGCAACCCUGGCGUCUAAAAUUUGGAGUGCCCGACCUGGCUGAGGCAAAUCGACUCGGCCGGUCCAUCAUCCGGCUGCAAGGCGCGCUUUGCCCACAACGGCGACACGAUGGGGGCCGAUAUGUACUGUGCCAUCUGCUGCGGGCCGUUUGGCAACGCCACGGUUGGUGUCGGGCGCUGGACAUACAUCUGGCGCCAGCAUCAUCUCCGACAGCCGUGGGACCUCGAACCGGUCCACCCCCAGCACCUGCCCGGCGCGGCUGAUACCGGGCACCACUGCGGCGAGGGCUCCGCCGUGGAGACGUCCCAGGAGGACAGCGGCGAAGACUACAACUACGACCCUCACGUCAUCCUCGACGAGGUCGAGCACGGCCAGGUCCGCUGGGUGUGCGAUGUCUACUUGCUUGGGUUUGAUGGGAGCCGAGCGGCCUUCUUUGGCCCUGGCUCCCACGAAGAUUUCAGCUUUGUGAACAUGGACGCGGAGCUCGACCCGUUCGGGAAUGCACAGGAGAGUUGGGAGUGCUACACCGAUACUAUGCAGCAAGAUCCGUGCUAUCCGUUCCACAAGCCCUGCUACGACGUCCUCGCCCGGGCGCUCACCGGCAAGAAGCAGAUGACCGAUGCGGAGGUAGACCGUCUGUACCACGUCAUGAGGAAGUUGGGCGAGGAUUGCGGCGUGUCGUUAGACCUCGACUACCGGUUGGACGGCCAGGAGUACGAGCAGUUCUGGGUAGUUCAGCGCGGCAAGGAGUACACCGUAACUUCGCCCGCUGAGUCCCCGGCCGUCUCAGCGCACUUGCAAAGCGUCCUUCAGUUGGAGCGAUUCCGUUGCAGCUCGGGCGAUGCAGCAACGGUUCCAAUGCCGAGAGGGCAGGACUUGUUUCAGACUCUGCCACCAGAAAUCUUGCACAGCGUCGCAGCAUACCUGGACAACGACCAGCUCCUUCAACUGCUGACGGCAUCGCGACAUGCAAGCGCCGCGAUUCGCCACGACAAUUGGUUCUGGGGACUGCGCAUCCAAUCCACCAUGGCCUGGUUCUUUGAACUUCUGGAUUACCUAGACCAGGCCGACUCGGGUGCGGUUAGCGACUUCGAUCUUAAACGUGUCUUUGUGUGGGCAAACGGGAUCUCUAGGGGACAUGUCGGAAUGAAAGGCCUGUUCAUGGUGGUUGCCAACCGCCGUCGUAUAUGGGAGACGUCCUGCGCAGCGAUCCGACAAGAAUAUGGCACUACGCUCUAAGGUAUAGUAGGGCAGGCGAGCUGCAGUCAGUCGUAGCGAGUUGCGAGAAGACGAAACUGAAAGGCUCUUCGCAGCCGGUAUUGCUCGCCAGUCAUGGCACGAGAGGGCUGCUGAACCGGCAGCAUAGGCUUUUGGCGCAGGAGUCCUUGCAAUCCUAAUGUGGUACACCUGCGCAUGCAAAUCGUUCCGGGCCCGCCAAAACUGCAUCGGGACUCUCUAUCCCGGUCAAUCUGGGGCAAUAACCUAGCAAAAUUGGCCUGCUGAGGCACACACGGCAGCUCCAACCUAUCAGCGUCUGACCUGGCCGGAGUCCUGCCCAGCGCCGGCAGAACCCCGGGGCUGGAUGGACGGGCCGGACGCCGACUUUGUGGCGGGACCGUCAGGCGACCUGCUUUGACGGCAGGUCUGGGCGCCUGUGCCUUGCUGCUCGCAGCACGUUCCGACUUCGUUGUGCUCGGGU